GAGAAAUCCUAUGCCACCAAACAAAAGGGACACUUGUUCAAUUGAGAGUUGGACCCCCCCGGACAAUCCCUCCAUCCCUCCACCUUUGGCCCGCGCAAGACUCAGCGGGAGUUGUCUCCGAGUGGGGUUGACUGAUGUUAGUUGGUCCAACCUCUCUACAAACCAUUUGUACCCUCCCGUAGCUUUCUCUACAGUACGGUACAUGCGACUGUGGAUGUGGGUGUAAAUGUACGUUACCUGUCCUCAAGUUCCAACUACAAAACUCUCCUCCAUCUUCCCUCCACUUCCCAAUUCAAAUCUUCCUCCUCCUCCUCUUCUUCUUCCUCCUCCUCCCCCUUCCUUUAUAUUGCCUGCCCUGUCCUGUCCUGUUCAGCGGAACCUUCUCUUUGUGUUUUAUAGGUUACCCCGUCAAAAAGACAGCCCAUCAUGCACCACAAGAAGAUCGCCUGCAGCUUCAUGGCUGCUCUGGCUGCCUAUGCCUCUGCUGCCGACUCAGAUGUUCAUCAGCUAACCAAGGACACCUUCGAGGAGUUUGUCAAGUCCAACAAUCUCGUCCUCGCUGAGUUCUUUGCUCCCUGGUGCGGUCACUGCAAGGCCCUCGCCCCCGAGUACGAGGAGGCCGCCACAACUCUCAAGGAGAAGAACAUCAAGCUUGCCAAGAUUGACUGCACUGAGGAGUCCGACCUCUGCAAAGACCAGGGCGUCGAGGGUUACCCCACCCUCAAGGUCUUCCGUGGUCUUGACAAUGUCACUCCCUACUCUGGCCAGCGCAAGGCCGCUGGUAUCACUUCCUACAUGAUCAAGCAGUCCCUCCCCGCUGUCUCCAUUCUCACAAAGGACACCCUCGAGGAGUUCAAGACCGCCGACAAGGUUGUCGUCGUCGCCUACCUCAACGCCGACGAUAAGAGCUCCAACGAGACCUUCUCCAAGCUCGCCGAGGGUCUCCGUGAUACUUACCUAUUCGGUGGCGUCAACGACGCAGCUGUUGCCGAGGCCGAGGGUGUCAAGGCCCCCGCCCUGGUUGUCUACAAGUCUUUCGAUGAGGGCAAGAACACCUUCACCGAGAAGUUCGAGGAGGAUGCUAUUGCCUCUUUCAUCACCACCUCUGCCACCCCUCUCAUUGGUGAGGUCGGUCCUGAGACCUACUCCAGCUACAUGUCCGCUGGUAUCCCCCUCGCAUACAUCUUCUCCGAGACUCCUGAGGAGCGCAAGGAGCUUGGUGAUGCCCUCAAGCCCAUCGCUGAGAAGUUCAAGGGCAAGAUCAACUUCGCCACAAUUGACGCCAAGGCCUUCGGCGCUCACGCCGGUAACCUGAACCUCAAGGCUGACAAGUUCCCCUCUUUCGCCAUCCAGGAGGUUGUCAAGAACCAGAAGUUCCCCUUCGACCAGGAGAAGGAGAUCACACAUGACAACAUCGCCAAGUUCGUUGAGGACUUUGCCGCUGGCAAGAUUGAGCCCAGCAUCAAGUCCGAGCCCAUUCCCGAGACCCAGGAGGGCCCUGUCACUGUUGUCGUUGCCAAGAGCUACAACGACAUUGUCCUCGAUGACACCAAGGAUGUCCUAAUUGAGUUCUACGCUCCUUGGUGCGGUCACUGCAAGGCUCUCGCCCCCAAGUACGAUGACCUUGCUUCUCAGUUCGCCGCUUCCGAGUUCAAGGACAAGAUUGUCAUCGCCAAGGUUGACGCUACCCUCAACGAUGUUCCCGAUGAGAUCCAGGGUUUCCCUACCAUCAAGCUCUACCCCGCUGGUGCUAAGGACGCUCCCGUCACCUACCAGGGCUCUCGCACUGUCGAGGACCUCGCCAACUUCAUCAAGGAGAACGGCAAGUACAAGGCCGAGCUCCCCGUCAAGGAGGAGGGCACCGAGGAGGCCGCCCCCGCCGCCAGCGAGGAGAAGAAGGAUGCCGAGGAGGAAGAUGUCCAUGAUGAGCUGUAAAGAAUUGAUGUCAACAAACAAUGAUAGUACACAAAAUGGGGUAUAUCUGAUUUUUUUCUUUUUUGGGCGCGGGUUCUUUUUGGUGCUCACAUUUGAAUGCACCUCUCUAGGUUUUAGUUUUCGUGGCAAUGGGACCAUUUCAUGACUUGACUACUAUUUUGAUCUCUGUC
Messenger RNA from Fusarium verticillioides 7600, 2105 nucleotides. RefSeq names its product protein disulfide-isomerase. The record is from RefSeq and is a predicted model, not a curated record. NCBI's taxonomy places the organism in Eukaryota, Fungi, Ascomycota, Sordariomycetes, Hypocreales, Nectriaceae. The transcript has 3 exons. Gene Ontology annotation, cellular component: endoplasmic reticulum. Gene Ontology annotation, biological process: response to endoplasmic reticulum stress; protein folding. Gene Ontology annotation, molecular function: protein disulfide isomerase activity. Bases 427 to 1935 code for a protein of 502 amino acids.